Messenger RNA from Saccoglossus kowalevskii, 878 nucleotides. RefSeq lists its product as uncharacterized. The record is from RefSeq and is a predicted model, not a curated record. Lineage: Eukaryota; Metazoa; Hemichordata; Enteropneusta; Harrimaniidae.
CGCCUGUGCGUGAUCGAAAUACGAUAAGUGGGACCUUUGUUUGAGUGUGGAGAUUGUUUGCUUACGCGCUCAAUUGCUUAUAGCCAAAGCCAGUGUUAGUGUAACAUUCUAGCCCAUUUUAGGUGAACAACUCCAUCACGAAGGUUUGCUUUGGUACCGUCUGUUUUAUUGUUAGCGACCAAAGCAAGGGUAUCAAUUGCUCUACGUCUCAAAUAACUGGGUAUUAUAAUUCAUGGAAUCCAACUACUAUUUCGCCGUGACAGUCUAAACUGCCGACGUAGUGUGUGAUGAAUGUACGUUCUUAGCGUCGUGAGAGCAGCGAAUUACAUCGCACCAUGUUUAUUACGGUCAAAUUUGGGGACGGAAAAAGUGAAAUUUUUAAUCCAAAUUGUCGGAAUGCGAUACUGCUGCACAAUAUAAAAGAACGAUGUGACUGUGAUAUCGAAGAUAUGGUGGAGUUGUCCGAUGAGACUGGCAAUGUGAUGCAUCUUUUAACCAACCCAGCUGAUUACGGUAAACAAUAUCUAACGGAGAGGACUGCAUUUAUACUAUUGAGGGUUGAAAGAGAAGACAGUGAAGGAGAAGAAGAAAGGCUAACAUACCACCCAUUACUUCGCGGAAUGGACACAAACAAAGAUUUCCUGGAGCGACUCAAUCCUAAGCCUGUUUUACCGAAACCAUCACAAGAAACUGGAAACUUGAAAGGCAAAGACAACAAAAUGAAGAAUGAUGACUCUGUCGACGUACCAUUGAAUUCUAAGGACUCCAGGCGAAGAGGGGUGUCACCGGCCAUGGCAUCAGGUGGCGGUUCUCGGGCGAAUAAACAAGUAAACGCACUAAAAAGAGGAGGGAGUCGGGCUCAACUCGGUCGCCGAUAG